Trichechus manatus latirostris (Florida manatee) is the source of this 5445-nucleotide messenger RNA. RefSeq names its product centrosome and spindle pole associated protein 1 (gene CSPP1). Gene Ontology annotation, cellular component: centrosome; spindle pole; microtubule. NCBI's taxonomy places the organism in Eukaryota, Metazoa, Chordata, Mammalia, Sirenia, Trichechidae. The record is from RefSeq and is a predicted model, not a curated record. The transcript is spliced from 30 exons. Gene Ontology annotation, biological process: positive regulation of cytokinesis. The coding region runs from base 145 to 3789 and encodes 1214 amino acids.
CCAGAGGGGCGGCCGGUCACACUGUUCCCGCGGCUGGCGGCCACCGCCACUUCUCUAGACAGUGAAGCCGCCUCACUGGAGCGCUCUGCGGCUCCCCGGACGAAAAUCAGCCCUCCUGAUUUUUUUGUUUUUAGAUUCUGAAAAAUGGCUGAGAAUUUGGAUGAAUUUAUCGAAGAGCGAAAAGCCAAAUUGGCCAAAGACAAAGCAGAGUUGGAAAGUGAUCCACCUUACAUGGAAAUGAAGGGAAAAGCAUCAGAGAAGCUUUCUGAAAACAGUAGAAUAUUAAUCUCCAUGGCUAAGGAAAACAUACCACCCAACAACCAACAGACCAGGGGUUCUUUAGGAAUUGAUUAUGGAUUAAGUUUACCACUUGGGGAAGACUAUGAACGGAAGAAACAUAAACUAAAAGAAGAAUUGCGGCAAGAUUACAGGCGCUAUCUUACUCAGAAAAAUUUUCUAUCUACGGUUGAAACAGAUCCAUCUACUCUGGGAGUUUCUCUUCCUAUUGGUGAGAGGUUAUCUGCCAAGGAAAGAUUGAAACUUGAACGUAACAAAGAGUACAAUCAGUUUCUCAGGGGUAAGGAAGAAUCCAAGGAAACUUUCAGACAGGUAGAAAAGAGUACUGAGUCUAAGAGUGAAAGAAAUAAAAAAUCUGUUUGUCAAGUUAAGCCUGAUUUACCUUCACAAGUACAAGCAUCCUGCAAAAAUUCAGAAGGUCCUAGGAGAGAUGUCUUAACUCCUUCAGAGGCAUAUGAAGAGCUUCUAAACCAAAGACGGCUGGAGGAGGACAGAUAUCGACAAUUAGAUGACGAAAUUGAAUUAAGGAAUAGAAGAAUUAUUAAAAACACUCAUGAAGAAGGGAGCAUUUCCAGUAAAAAACACCAGAGGCUUGCCAACAAGGCUGAUAUUCCAGACAGAAGAUUUCGCAGGUUUAAUGAGGAUCGUGUUCUUGAUAGACAGUAUUAUAGACCAGACCAUGAUCCUGAAGUAAGUGAAGAGAUGGACGAGAGGUUUAGAUAUGAAAGUGAUUUUGAUAGAAGACCUUUGAGAGUGUAUGCAAAUGACAGGAUAUACGGGAACAGACGAGGGAAUAUGCCUCCUAUGGAGUAUGAUGGUGAUUUCACAGAACAGUCAAACAUACGAAUUUCAUCUGCUGGAAAUAAGAGCUCUCGAGACAACGUUCCCAAUGAACGAUCCAAAUCUGCUAAUACUCGAGAUGUCUAUAGUCCUUUUGUGGGGAUGGUCUUUGGAGGUGAAGAUAGAGAACUUGUUCAAAGAAGGAAAGAGAAAUAUCGACUAGAACUAUUGGAACAAAUGGCUGAGCAACAGAGGAACAAGAGACGAGAAAAAGAUUUGGAACUCAGCGUUGCCGCUUCUGGUGCACAAGAUCCUGAGAAAUCGCCUGAUAGACUAAAGCAGCUUAGUGUGACACCAAGACACUUUGAAGAGACGAUACCACCUGAAAGACCCAGAGUAGCUUUCCAGACACCUCUCCCUCCUGCCCCAUCUGUCCCACCCAUUCCAUCAGUUCACUCCAUCUCAUCUCAAAACGAAGAUUUGUGUAAUGGACUCAACAGCACCCUUGGUGAAAUGGUGCCUCCCAGGAUUGCACCUCUGCCUCCACCUCCCCUACUGCCACCUUUGGCUACUAGCUAUCGAACUCCUUAUGAUGAUGCAUACUAUUUUUAUGGGGCCAGGAAUCCUUUGGAUCCCAGUCUUGCUUAUUAUGGUUCAGGAAUGAUGGGAAUGCAGCCUGCAGCUUAUGUCAAUGCUCCUGUCACCCACCAGCCAGCACAAUCUGUUGUGAAUAUGGUUGGGCAGAACGAAAUGAAAACUACAGGCGAUAGAGCAGUAAACUCAGGAUUGUUUUUUGAAGAUAAACCAAAGCCUUCAAAACAGUCACUUCAGUCUUACCAAGAAGCUUUGCAGCAACAGAUUAGGGAAAGAGAAGAAAGAAGGAAGAAAGAACGUGAAGAAAAGGAAGAAUACGAAGCUAAAUUGGAAGCUGAAAUGAGAAGUUAUAACCCCUGGGGGAAGGGCGGAGGUGGUGCACCUCUCAGAGAUGCAAAAGGAAAUCUGAUAACUGAUUUGAAUAGGAUGCACAGACAGAAUAUAGAUGCCUACCAUAACCCAGAUGCAAGAACCUAUGAAGAUAAAAGGGCUGUUGUAUCUCUAGAGCAAAAUUUAGCAACUUCAAAUGCUGAGAACCUAGAAGAUUCUGCAAAUAAAAACUCAGGUUAUAUGCAGACACAGAGCUCUCCUUUUGCUCGGGGAAACAUGUUUGGUGAGCCUCCAACUGAACUUCAGAUUAAACAGCAAGAAUUAUACAAGAAUUUUCUUCGUUUUCAGAUUGAGGAAAAAAAACAAAGAGAGGAGGCAGAGCGAGAGAGACUGAGAAUUGCAGAGGAAAGAGAAGAGAAGCGGCUUGCAGAGCAGAGGGCGCGGAUUCAGCAAGAGUACGAAGAGGAACAGGAAAAAAAGAGAGAGAAAGAGGAGGAGCAAAGGCUAAAAAAUGAAGAGCUAAUUCGGUUAGCUGAAGAAAGACGAAAAGAAGCAGAAAGAAAAAAGAAGGACGAAGAAGAAAAACAUAACCUGCAACUUCAGCAUUACUAUGAAAGAGAAAAUAUGAUUGGGGAAGAGACAAAGCACUUGAGACAGCCUUCACCUGUAGUUCCUGCUCUUCAGAACAAAAUCUCAAGCAAACUGCGAAGACCUCCUUCGGUUGACAGCAUCAUUAGUUCCUUUAUUCACGAAAGUUCCAUGUCCAGGGCACAGUCUCCUCCCGUACCUGCCAGGAAAAAUCAGCUCCGUGCAGAAGAGGAGAAAAAAAAUGUAAUUAUGGAGUUAUCAGAAAUGAGAAAACAGCUUCGUAGUGAAGAGAGGCGUCUCCAAGGGCAGUUACUACAUAUGGACAGUGAUGAUGGCAUUCAUAUAAGGAAAAGAGAAAGGAAUCCGAUGGAUAUAUUUGACAUGGCUAGACAUCGGUUGCAAGCUCCUGUCAGACGACCAUCUCCUAAGGGCUUAGAUCCUGCCACUUUUCAGAAUAUUCAUGACUUUAAUGAGCUGAAGGAUAGAGAUUCAGAAACUCGAGUCGAUCUGAAAUGUAUGUACCCGGAUCCUCCAAGAGAUCAUCAUACCCUAGAGAUUCAACAGCAAGCCCUGCUAAGAGAGCAGCAGCGGAGGUUGAAUAGAAUAAGAAUGCAGGAAGGUGCUGGAGUUGACUUGGAUGCCAUUCCAAACAUUAAAAUACGAGACCACAGAAUGCCCAGAAAUGACCCUCCUGAUUUCUUGAAAAAUUCAUUAUUGGAAUCUGACAGUGCUUUUAUUGGUGCUUAUGGAGAGACAUAUCCUGCCAUUGAAGAUGAUGCCCUACCUCCACCAUCUCAGUUGCCCUCUGCGAGGGAGCGCAGAAGGAACAAACUGAAAGGACUAGACUUUGAUAAUGUUCAUCCUAAUGUACCACCAGAUGGUCUCUCUUUAAAGUCUGUAUCCAGCAUAAAUGUUGAUGAGGUUAGAAUGAGAAAUGAGGAACGAAUGCGAAGACUGAAUGAACUUCAGACUAAACCUCUUAAUACAGAUGAUGAGAGUUCACUGGUUGACCCCGAUGACAUCAUGAAACCAGUGGGUGAUGACGGAACAAACUCUGUAGCGACUGAGCCCUGGCUCCGCCCUGGCACCUCAGAAACGCUGAAGCGAUUCAUGGCAGAGCACAUGAAUCAAGAGCAGCAGCAGGUUCCUGGAAAACCAGGCACUUUUCAUUGGCAGGGCCUGUCCACCGCACACGGCUAAUAAAUGCGUACUGGACCCCACAGUGCCUCUAAGGUGAAAGGAAUGUUACAUCUGAACCUUUAAUAUGUUCUACUUUGGCCCUACCUGAAGUUACUUAUGUUCCAUCUGUAUAUAAGGUGUAUUUUUUUCAUGAUGAUGUAUAUUAUGUACAUAAAUAAAAGGCCAUGACUAUUGAUUUAUGUAAUGUAGAAUUGUAUAGGAUUAUUUUUGCACAAUUUUGCCAUAAAUUAGGGUGGUAAUGAACUCUUGGAAUCAACUACCAUGUAUGCAUUAUCUUAAAUUCUGCUUGUCAUUAAGGCGAAUAAAACGUGUCUUAACCGUACUUCAAAACCAGAAUACUCUGUUAACAUGCACAUUUGCCAUUUGUUAUCUCUAUUCAAAAGAAAUUCAUUUAGUAACUACAUCUGUUGUAGCUGCAACUAUUCAUUUGCUACCUAAUUAGGGAAUCAAAUGUGCUGGCUAUGUUCAUGUCAUUUAUAGCAACUGACUCAGGAUAAAUGAUGGGACCCAUAAUUGAUUUUAUCCCCAUGAGCCAUGCACUCAGUGUUACAUCUUUCUGCCUCUAUUUUAUUUUUGUGCCAAUGAAGGCAUUGUUUUAAGUUACUAAUUUAUAUGAUUUAACUAUUUCUUAAUAGAAAUAAAUUUUUAUUUUCAUUACCAAUGUUGACUUCUUAUUUAAUGGGAGUUGAGGUUUCUAGACUAGGUGUUACAGAAGUUAGAGAGAGCCAGUAACACGGGGUCGGGGGUGGGAGGGUUAAACCAUGGCCGCUCGGAAAAGGACUUAACCUUUGUAAUCACUCAGUAAGUAAGUGGUGCCUUUAAAAAAGGAAAGAGUCAUUCAAAUUCUAGAAAAUAAUCUUCACUGGGAUUAGAGUCUUCAGCACCAGACAGCAUAAUCACCGUCGGGCACUGCUGUUUACCCCUUUCCCUCCGACGUAACUCAUGGCAGAGAGAAGAUUGUGUGAGUGAGUUUGCAACAAGGGUGAAAUUUCUGACGUUUCAAAUUUUAGCUACAUGUAAAUUUUGUACUCAAGUCUCUAACCAUGGGCUUACUUCACUAUUAAAGAUUUUUCUUCUUACACCUUCAUCUUAAAGUAAGGUGACAUCCUUGUUUCCUUUAGGGGACAGUCUUCAUAUUACACCAUCAAAUAAUAAACCACCAUGUCAUCUGAAGAACUCGUACCUCAGAAAGACCUGAAGGUUCUGGUGGCUGACAGGGACAACCCAAGGUGGCUCCCAGCUCUAGCAUCCAGCUGGGCUUGAACACGGCUGUGGCUCAGGGGUGACAAAUACAGUGUCUUGGUUGUCGUAGCAAUGUUUCCUCUCUUAUAAAUGCAUUUUUCAAUAACUGCUCAUUAAAAGAAGUGGGGAGCAAAGACCGAACAAUUCUGUUUUUUACAGAACCCCCUUAAGAUAAUUUAUGGCGACAUGUUCCACUUUCCUUUUUAAGGCCGUUGUCCCAUACCACUUUAACUGCACCCCUAGGACCCGCAGUAUCACACUGCAGACUGCUCCAACGGGCACUUGCGCUCCUUCUCUCAGUAUUCUGGGUUAAUGAAUAUACAAAACAUUUAAAAAUUAUGAACAUCUUAUGGUUUAGAAAGAAAGUGUUGGGUACGGGAGGGGUAAGGAGGAGAGGGGCCUGAUGUCAGAAGU